Molecule: messenger RNA, 1479 nt
Organism: Bubalus bubalis (water buffalo)
Lineage: Eukaryota; Metazoa; Chordata; Mammalia; Artiodactyla; Bovidae
Gene: MFAP2
Product: microfibril associated protein 2
Exons: 8
Coding region: 594-1145 (183 amino acids)
Biological process (GO): embryonic eye morphogenesis
Cellular component (GO): microfibril
Source: RefSeq, a predicted model, not a curated record
CCAGGUCCUGGGCGGCCUGGCAGGAGGCGUCUUCGAGGGGCGGGAGCCGGCGGGGCUCAUGUGGUUUCCUGCUGAGCAGGAUGCCUGGGCCCCCGGGCUAAUUGGGAGCAGGUGUCGGUCUGGCUGACUGCUGGGUCUGGGCUGUGAAGUUAGUUGGGCAGGACUGGGGUCCCAAGGAUGGGCCUGGGUUGUGGUCUGGGCACUAGAUUCCUGGAGAAGUGCUGAGCAGAGGGUGGGCAUUGGUGUGGCGGGGAGAGCAGGGGCAGGGAUUAGAAAUGUCUGUGGAGUGUGGGCGAGCAGGGUAGGGUCCGUUGUCACGAUCGGCUCUGGAGCCAGGGGGAGGCGAGUCCCUCAGGUCCUGAACUCCCAGUGGGCUCUCAGGGACAGAUCCCUCCAAAGUGGUCGCUGCCCCCAAGGCCCGCCCUCCGUGACCCUCGUCUGCCUGGCCUCUGUUCUGGGCCCCCCUUCUCCAGGCUGAAUUCUGGGAGCAGAAGCGGCUGUGCAGCCCUGGGGUGUUGGCCUGGGGAGCAGCUCGCCCCUCCUCUUUCUCCAGCUGUCCCCAGACACCUGCCCAGAGUGCUCACUGAGCAGUCAUGAGAGCUGCCUCCCUCUUCCUGCUCUUCCUGCCUGCAGGCCUGCUGGCUCAGGGCCAGUAUGAUCUGGACCCACUGCCUCCGUACCCAGACCACGUGCAGUAUACCCACUACAGCGACCAGAUCGACAAUCCGGACUACUAUGACUACCCAGAGAUGACCCCUCGGCCGCCCGAGGAGCAGUUCCAGUUCCAGUCCCAGCAGCAAGUCCAGCAGGAAGUCAUCCCUGCCCCCACCUUAGAACCGGGGACUGUGGAGACGGAGCCCACGGAGCCGGGGCCUCUGGACUGCCGCGAGGAGCAGUACCCUUGCACCCGCCUCUACUCCAUACACAAGCCCUGCAAGCAGUGUCUCAACGAAGUCUGCUUCUACAGCCUCCGCCGCGUAUACAUCGUCAAUAAGGAGAUCUGCGUCCGGACAGUCUGCGCCCACGAGGAGCUCCUGCGGGCUGACCUGUGCCGUGACAAGUUCUCCAAGUGCGGCGUGCUGGCCAGCAGUGGCCUGUGCCAGUCUGUGGCGGCCGCCUGUGCCAGGAGCUGUGGGGGCUGCUAGGGGGAGCUGGCCCCCCGCCAGCCUGGGGCCCCCAGGCUCUGCCUCACCUGGUGCUGUCCCCCCGUCCUGUUAGAGGGCUGCGGGCCUGGGGCCACCCCCGGAGCCGCAAGGGGGCUCCCGAAGGGCUAGUCUCUGCCUCCGGGUGGGGGAUGACCCGGGUGCUCUGUGGGACCUGGGCCCCUGACAUGCCUUCCUCGUCCCCCCCGCCCCCAGGACCGUCCCCCACCCCCGAGGUAGGCUGUGACCCCCCCACCCCAGCUGGUCUGCUUGAAUCUCCUACAGCCCCUGGGCGUAGACCACCUUUGUUUUAUACAAAAUUAAAAACAGGUUUUUA